Molecule: messenger RNA, 2003 nt
Organism: Panthera uncia (snow leopard)
Lineage: Eukaryota; Metazoa; Chordata; Mammalia; Carnivora; Felidae
Product: voltage-dependent T-type calcium channel subunit alpha-1H-like
Exons: 3
Coding region: 14-1267 (417 amino acids)
Source: RefSeq, a predicted model, not a curated record
CAACGACAGCUACAUGUUCCGGCCCGUGGCGCCCGCCUCCGCCCCACACCCUCGCCCGCUGCCGGAAGCGGAUGCGGAAACCUGCUCAGGGCCUGCCCCGGGUCUGUCCACCUCUGCACACUCCCUGCCCACGGAGCCCUGCACCUCCCUCCGGGUCUCUUCGGCCGCACCGUCCCCAGCCAGGGACAGCGACGCCCUCGGUGCCCUGUCCCCUCGGGGCGCAACCCGCUCCCCCAGCCUCAGCCGACUGCUCCGCAGACAGGAGGCCGUGCGCACCAGCUCCCUGGAAGGGCAGAUGGCCGGCCCCAGGGAUGGCGGUGGCCCGGGCUGGGCGGAGCCUGGCGGGAAGACCCCCGUGAGGCAGGCGUCCCUGGGGGCCUCCGUGCGGUCCCCACCCCGUUCCCCGAGGCCCGCCAGCGUCCGCGCCCGCAAGCACACUUUUGGGCAGCGCUGCGUCUCCGGUAGGCCGCCGGCCCCAGGAGGGGAGGAGGCCGAGGCCCCGGACCCUGCUGACGAGGAGGUCAGCCACAUCACCAGCUCGGCGCAGAGCCCCUCGGCCUCCCCCGAUGCCCCGGGAGCGGGCGGUGAGCCGGACCUGCACGGGUUCUGCGGCAUCGACGCCCAGGGCUUCCGGGGGCAGCCGGGCCAGGCGGAUGAGCAGAGGCGGCCCUCGGCGGAGCAGGGAGGAGGGGACGGCCGCUCAGAGGUCCGGGAGGUGAAGGCCCGGGUCCCGGAGGCAGAGCCCCCCUCAGGGGCCCGCAGGAAGAAGAAGAUGAGCCCCCCCUGCAUCUCCGUAGACCCCCCCACAGAGGACGAGGGCACCGCGCGGCCCCCGGCGGCAGAGGGCAGUGGCACUCUGAGACGGCGAACCCCGUCCUGUGAGGCCACGCCACACAGGGACUCCCUGGAGCCCGUGGAGGGGGCGGGGGCGGACGCGGCCGCCAAGGGGGAGCGGCGCGCACAGGCGGCCUGCCGCGCAGAGCACCUGACCGUCCCCAGCUUCGCCUUUGAGCCGCUGGACGUGGGGGGCCCUGGCGGAGACCUGUUUGCGGACAGCGGCCACAGCGUGGCCCCUGAACCCAGAGCUUCCCUUUCGGGGGCCACAGUGCCUCCUGAACCCCACAAAACAGAGCCUCCCGUGCUCUCCAGCGACCCCCCAGAGAAGGGACGGGGGCUGCACCUCAAAGUUCUCCAGAGCCCCCCAAAGAAAGCGGGGUCCCCCCCGGCCACCCCCAUCCCGGGUGACCACGUAGACAAGCCCGUGUAGCUGAGGGCACGGUGCCACACAGGUUUUAGCACUGGGGUUGGGGCGCACCCGGCAGGGUGGUGGCCCCGGGCAGGGCUGUGCGUGGACCCCAGCUCGGGCCCUGCCGAGGCAGAGGAGCCCAGGAGGCCGUCCGCCCAGGGAGAGGGAGGCAGACGCCGGGUCUGGACGAAGCAGAACAGGGGGUAGCCGUCGGCCUGGGAGCCUCCGGCCGGUGCGCUCGGGUUUGGGUUUUCCCAGCUCCGCCAAGGCGGUCUGAGGCCUGGUCAGCGGUCCCCUCGCGACCGCUGCAUCCCUGGGACAAAGACCAGAAAACGACCAAAAAGAGGAAGUCGGAGGCUGCCCAGCAGAGCCCCGUCCUCACACCCACUUACUUUUCUAGGGAACACGUGCUCGGGGCCACCUGUGCUCCGGUUGGUGGCAGCUCGGUCCCCGAGGCCACCACGGCCACGCUUCACUGUUGCUCACGGUCUGAGUCCUCACCUGUUUGUCCCCCCUCCUCGUCCCCCUCUGUCCGCCUCCGCUCCUGGGCCCGCUGCCCAGCAUCUGUGUUGGGGCGAUCGAGGCACGCUCGCGUCCACAGGGAGUGGGGUCCGUGCAAUAAGCCGGCGUCUCUGCUGGCGGCCCCGCCCGGGCUGGGAGGUUGCAGCAAAGCCCCUGCGGUUCGCGGACGUUUCUUUGACAAAUUCAGGUUAAACGUUGCAAUAAUCUGAUACAGGAAAUUUGGCUGCUUAAUGGA